ACUAACGCUUAUAUCACAAUGUCAGGACGUGGCAAAACCGGCGGUAAGGCCAGGGCUAAGGCCAAGACACGCUCUUCCCGUGCCGGGCUUCAGUUCCCGGUGGGUCGUGUCCAUAGACUCCUCCGCAAGGGAAACUAUGCUCAGCGCGUCGGUGCCGGCGCUCCCGUCUACCUGGCGGCAGUGCUUGAGUACUUGACUGCUGAAAUUCUGGAGUUGGCUGGCAACGCUGCUCGCGACAACAAGAAGACCAGAAUUAUUCCCCGCCACUUGCAGCUCGCCGUCCGCAACGACGAGGAGCUCAACAAACUGCUCGGCGGCGUCACUAUUGCUCAGGGCGGAGUGUUGCCUAACAUCCAGGCUGUGCUCCUGCCCAAGAAGACUGAGAAGGCCGGCAAAGCCAAGUAAAUUCAGCGUCUUCCAGACCCCCAAAACGGCUCUUUUAAGAGCCAACCACUUCAAACUUUGAGAGUCUUAUUCCAUCAAUUGAAACUAACUACAU
This is a messenger RNA of Syngnathus acus (greater pipefish), 499 nucleotides long. Its product is annotated as histone H2A-like. The record is from RefSeq and is a predicted model, not a curated record. The transcript has a single exon. Gene Ontology annotation, molecular function: structural constituent of chromatin; protein heterodimerization activity; DNA binding. The coding region runs from base 19 to 405 and encodes 128 amino acids. Lineage: Eukaryota; Metazoa; Chordata; Actinopteri; Syngnathiformes; Syngnathidae. Gene Ontology annotation, cellular component: nucleosome.